AUGAUUGUCAGGCAUGCGGCAAAACCAGAUGCGCCGUGCUCAGGGAUUUUACUGAAAGAGCACAGAGGCGCCCAAUCCUGUUUUCCUUAUUUUUUAUAAUAAACAGGCGCCGCAUCCUUCUUGAGGGAGGCUGAAACGCGCAGUUCCCUCCUUUUUUAGCUAUAAAAAUAAAUGUUUUCCCCGACCCAUCAUGGCCCGGACCAAACAAUCUGCAAGGAAGACGCCAGGCAUCACCGGGGGUAAGGCCCCGAGGAAGCAGCUCGUCACCAAGUCGGCAAGGAAGACUGCGACCGAGACACCGGCAAGCGGGGCUGCCAAGAAGCACCGCUACAGGCCGGGGACUGUUGCGCUCCGCGAGAUCCGCAGGUACCAGAAGAGCACCGAGCGCCUCAUCAGAAAGCUUCCGUUCCAGCGCCUCUGCAGGUCCAUAUGCCGCGAGGGGGUGAAUGCCGCAGACAUCAGGUUCCAGGGCCCGGCCCUCGUUGCCCUUCAGGAGGCUACUGAGCUGUACUUGGUCGGUCUGUUCGAGGACGCGCUGCUCUGUGCACAGCCAUGCCAAGCGCGUGACUGUCUUCGGCAAGGAUUCCUAUUGGUCUCCAGAAUCCGCUCUAGAUUUAUGAGAGUUUACAGCGCCACAGAGAAAUAAAUAAUAUGUUCUGCAUGUC
Homalodisca vitripennis (glassy-winged sharpshooter) is the source of this 665-nucleotide messenger RNA. RefSeq names its product histone H3.1-like. Gene Ontology annotation, cellular component: nucleosome. The record is from RefSeq and is a predicted model, not a curated record. Lineage: Eukaryota; Metazoa; Arthropoda; Insecta; Hemiptera; Cicadellidae. Gene Ontology annotation, molecular function: DNA binding; structural constituent of chromatin; protein heterodimerization activity.